Messenger RNA from Ichthyophthirius multifiliis, 1020 nucleotides. RefSeq lists its product as hypothetical. Gene Ontology annotation, cellular component: Golgi membrane; endoplasmic reticulum membrane. The transcript has 2 exons. The record is from RefSeq and is a predicted model, not a curated record. Gene Ontology annotation, biological process: UDP-galactose transmembrane transport. Gene Ontology annotation, molecular function: UDP-glucose transmembrane transporter activity; UDP-galactose transmembrane transporter activity. NCBI's taxonomy places the organism in Eukaryota, Ciliophora, Oligohymenophorea, Hymenostomatida.
AUGAAUAUAUUUGAUAGAAAAGAAUUCAAGUUUAUUUUAGGAGUAGGCGGUAUAUAUGUCUCUUACAUAUAUUAUGGUUUAACCUAAGAAAAAAUGUUAUAAAAAUAAAAAUUAUUUAAUAUAUAACAAACAAAUAAAAAUAUUAGUUUUUCCACUAAAUACAAAAGUAACAUUAUAUAAGAAUAAACUAGAUUCAAUUAACCUUGGGCUCUUCUAUUUUUACAAUGCUUAUUUUCUUUUAUAGUAGCAUUUUUAGUGAAUAUAAUAUAUUAUGAUUAAAGUAAAAAAAUACCUAUAUCUUAUUAAAUAUAAUAUGGCUUUUAUAAUGCUUUUUCUAUGCUGGGUAGUAAUACAGCUUUAAAAUAUAUGUCAUAUCCAUUAUAAGCUUUAUUUAAAAGUUGUAAAGUACUUUCGGUUUUGAUUGUUGGUUUGAUUUUUGGAAAAACUAAUCAUCAAAUAUCUUAAUAUUUAUGUGGUUUUAUAGUAACAAUAGGAAUAGUAGGAUUUAAUCUCUAAGAGUAAAAAUCCGGCAAUUCUAAAUAAACAUCACUUUUUGGAAUAGCGCUUAUUCUAGGCUCUUUAUUUUCUGAUGGUAUGCUUGCUGAAAAGUAAGAUAUGACUAGAAAAUUAUAUAAUCCAUCUAGUUGGUACUUAAUGUAAAUCACAUCUAUGUGGUGUUCUAUCUUUUCUAUUUUAUAUGCUCUUAUAUUUAAUUAAUUCUGGAGUUUUAUUGAAUUCUGUUAAAAUUAUAGAGAAGGCUUUAUUGAUAUUCUUUCUAUUUCUUUUAUGGGAUGUAUUGGGUAAGUUUUUAUAUUUUAUACAAUUAAAAAUUUUGGGCCUUUCUUACUUGCUUUGGUUACUACUACAAGAAAGUUUUUCACAGUUCUAUGUAGUAUAGUGUAUUUUGGACAUGUUUUGAAUGGAUAUUAAUGGGCUUGUGUAGGUUUGGUACUUGUGGGUGUUUCUAUUGAAUUAAUAGAAAGUUAUAAAAAGAAGAAGGCAACAUCGAAAAAAAAUUGA